GUUGCUUGUGAGUCGGACGAGUCCAGCUGGCGCAGAGAGCUUGGCGUUCCUGGAGAUGCCACCUUUCAGCAAAUCAAAGCCGCAUGGCGACGAUUAGCGCUUCAACAUCAUCCUGACAAAGGAGGUGAUCUUCAACGGUUUCAGAAGCUGCAAGACGCUUUUCAGAGCUUGGUAAGCGUCAUCUCAGAAGCUGCCACCCAGAACGAACGGAACGAAGCUGCAGAAGCCCAACUGGCUGCCCGGUGCUUCCUCUACGAUAUCAUUGAAGGAGCGAAAUCGUGGGAGCAUGUGCUGCGUGGAUUGGAAACCGCAGUCUUGGAGUACCUCAAGGGCAUGCUGACGUAUGAAACUACGGCGAAGCUUGACAGAUGGACGAAGGCUGGCGCCACUGGAAUCAUCAGCCAGAAGACCGGCUACAGGGUCAAGGUAGGCUGGCACGGCUGGUACGUGCUGACGUCAGCCGUGACGUCGCUGGAGGAAGCGCUGUCAUGGCACGAAGCCCUGGUUUGCUUGCGGGCGAGGUGCAUGAGACGCGUGGAGGCUGAAAGCAGCACAAAGCCUAUGAAGGUCUCUGAGCUGUGGCAGAUGCUGCAAGAUGGAAAGUACACCCUCCCGCCUGCGCUGUUGCAAUUCAAAAGCGACAAGGUGCAGGGCCGCCUCCGGAAAUGGACGCAGCAAAGCAUGAGCGUGAAGACGGUGAAGAUGCACAAGGAAAGCAUGGACAAGGCGGGCGAGGCUGAAGAGCUUGAAAAAGUCCGAGAGAAGCUGAAAAGAAAGAGCGAAAAGGAGAAAACGGAGCACCGGAAUCGGCUCUCAAAGGUGAGACAGGCAACCUGCAAGGAGCUGGAGCGUCGGAACUCUCCAGGCACAGCUGCCAUCGAACCUGAGCAGCCGAAAUUGGCUCUGCCACCCGGCCCAGAAUUCUCAGGGGCCAAGCGGGAUGAGUGCCGUGCCAAAGCCGAGGGCAUUGCAUCCUACUUGCUGAAACAAUGGAGCGCCAACCGAUGA
Cladocopium goreaui is the source of this 1008-nucleotide messenger RNA. Lineage: Eukaryota; Dinophyceae; Suessiales; Symbiodiniaceae. The record is from the annotation of a GenBank genome assembly.